CUCUCUCUCUCUCUCUCUCCAGGUAAUGAUCUGUUCCUGGUGGCGGUCCAUGAGUUGGGUCAUGCGUUGGGUUUGGAGCACUCCAACGAUCCGAGUGCCAUCAUGGCUCCUUUCUAUCAGUACAUGGACACUCACAACUUCAAGCUGCCUCUGGACGACCUGCAGGGCAUCCAGAAGAUCUACGGCAUCCCCACAGCCAUGCUGGAGCCCACCAGGCCGCUGCCCACCUUACCUUCUCGGAGGACACACUCCACCUCCGAACGAAAGCACGACCGCCACUCCCGUCCGGCGCGCCCGCCCGGCGACCGCCCGGCGCUGCCUGGAAACGGCAAACCCAACAUCUGCGACGGCAACUUCAACACCGUGGCCUUCUUCAGACGGGAGAUGUUUGUCUUCAAGGUGAGACACAAAGAAAAGGACGCUCCUGUGUUUCGCUGCUCGGUGGCUUCACCUCUGGAGGUGUUUCAGAAUGAAAUCUAGAAAUCCAGAAGGAAACUUACUAACGAGUCGAUUCUGUAUUCUGCUGGAUUUACUGAGGUCGCACGAUUUCAACUGAGAAGGAGGUGUAAGUGAACACAGCUCAGGUGGUGUUUCAAGAACCACAAGGACGGCUUUAGUGGCGUAAACACAACACAUCAGAUACACUCUGAAAGCUGGUUAUUAGCCACAGACGUGAAGAUAUUUAGCUGCUAUUAAUAAACACAAUCAAACUUGAAUUUGAACCAUCAACGAACCCAAAGCAGUCUCCCGUCACAUGUUCCUCUCUGAGGUCUUGAUCUUCUCUGUAACAUAAAGUUCUGCUCCUCUAUGAAACAGAACCAUCAUGAGUAGAAGUAGAGAGAACUAGAACGUGUCUUUAGUGCAGAACAACACAGUUACAAUGACAUCAAUCAUAAAACAAAACGCAAGAGGGAUUUCUUUGAUAAUUUAUUUUACAAAAGUUGGAAAACAUAGUCGCACUGAGAAGCUCAGAAUCUAAUGUUUUUAACAGAAUCUGGUUAAAUCAAACAGUUUGAGACGAGAUCUUAAAUGAGGCACGUAGAAUGAAAAGGUUUUAGUAAAAUAUCACUAUUCUAAGCUCCGAUUCGAUCGCUCUUUAUAACAGUCGCCUUCGUCACACACGAUGUGUUCAAGGACCGUCGUGAAGAUGAAACUCUGACGGUUAUCACAGUUUUUACAGCUUGUUUAUAGUAAACAUGCUUUUCAACCCAAGUCAAUAUUUCCUAAUUAAGAUCCCGUCAUUUAUUUCCUGAGCUCAGUGACCUCAUAUAAAUCCUCAUAACUCGGUCUGUGAGCUGUCCUUUACUUAGGUUGGAGGUUAAAUCACAAAUAUUGAAUGCACUAAACUAUAAAGUCUUGCAGACUCCAGGAUGCAUGUUUCUGCUCAGAGUUAACGCUCCUUCAGAGAGCAGAGUUCUCUACGAGAUCAAACGGGUCUCAGCUGCUGCAGACGGUGAGUCACACGGCCGUGAGUCGCUAUUAAAAACAUGGUGGCUGUGGGGCCAUUCUGAUGAACGUUAAGUGGGGAUGAUGCAGGACCUGAGUACGAGGUACGCUCGCUCAGAGUUGCAGGUUCGAUUCCCACUGGAGUCAAAAGAAAUUCUCUCUGUCCUUUGAUCAUAUACAGUAGCUACAGGUGGUUACUAACUGAGUAAUGCUGCUCUGCUAUUAUUGAACACUGCUUGUUUGAAAUAUGUGUGUGUGUGUGUGUGUGUGUGUGUGUGAGACAGAGGGAGUUACACACUGAGGAAGAAAAAUCCAUUUUGAUGUCUCUGAUCUCUAAACUGAAUGUUAGAAAAGGUCACGGAUCCGUCUCGCUCUCCGUCUAUCUUCUCCCUGCUGUCUGUCUGUCUGUCUCUCUGUCUGUGUGUGUGU
This is a messenger RNA of Anarrhichthys ocellatus (wolf-eel), 1875 nucleotides long. Its product is annotated as matrix metalloproteinase-24-like. The coding region runs from base 103 to 480 and encodes 125 amino acids. The transcript has 2 exons. Lineage: Eukaryota; Metazoa; Chordata; Actinopteri; Perciformes; Anarhichadidae. The record is from RefSeq and is a predicted model, not a curated record.